AUGGCGUCCAAGAUUCAAUCUCAAUUUGAAGAUUUCUUGCCCAUCAUGGCUGAUAAAUUAGGUGGGGAUGGCCUAAUCAGUGAACUAUGUAAUGGGUUUCAACUAUUAAUGGACGGUGAUAAAGGGGUCAUCACCUUCGAUAGUCUCAAGAAAAACUCUGCCUUGUUGGGUUUGCAGGAUUUGAACGAUGAUGAUCUUCGGAGUAUGCUAAAAGAGGGUGAUUUUGAUGGUGAUGGGGCUCUCAAUCAGAUGGAAUUUUGUGUUCUCAUGUUUAGAUUGAGUCCUGAUCUAAUGGAACAAUCGCCGUUCUUGUUAGAAGAAGCUCUUCAACAGGAAUUGAGAGAUUUUCAUUAUUGA
This is a messenger RNA of Ilex paraguariensis (yerba mate), 357 nucleotides long. NCBI's taxonomy places the organism in Eukaryota, Viridiplantae, Streptophyta, Magnoliopsida, Aquifoliales, Aquifoliaceae. The record is from the annotation of a GenBank genome assembly.